AUGUCAUUCAGGAAUAAAUUAGAAAAAUGUGCUUCAGAGCCACUCCUGCCACUAGAAGACUUAAAGGCAUUCAAGACAGCAAUUGGGUUUCUCGAUUUGAUGGCUGAGCACGAGAAUGAGAAUUUGUCUUAUCAAAUGCUUGAUAAGGACGGGAAAAUUUUUAAAAGAACACCAUCCUCGGUAGAGCCAGAGAUUAGGAAACUCGAGAGCUAUUUGGCAACUCUCGAUUCCAGUUUUCCAAGAUAUUGGGCAGUCAAGUUGCAACUUACAUACCUUGGACACAAGGAUAGAUGUGAGAUGGUUUGUAAACAACGCGAUUCUUUGGAAGGAAAUGCCAAAAUACUAGGCUUGGAGGCGGUUUAUGAUACCCUCUUGGAUGAGUGGUCCAAGAAUUGGAAAGCCAUUGAAGAGAGACUCGAUGCAAUUGCGAGAAGAAACCCACCAGAAGAUGCGAUGUUCACAGAGAGAUUGAAGGACCUUCAUCAAAUUCGCAGAGUAUCAAAAGAUCAUCUCAAUAUCGAUGGCUCAAGUUUCAAAUAUGGCGAUGUUGAUCUCGAAGAAGUUAAGUGUAUGGCCACGAAAAAAUGGGGAUCGGAAAUUUGUCGGAAAGCCGUUCAUAUUGGUCCAUCACGAGUAAGCACGGCCGAAAUGACUUUGAUGUUUGGCGUCAAAUGGGCUUCUAAUUCUGCGUUGGGAACAUACGAUCCCAAGAAUGGUUUAGUUUUCGAAAAACAAAUUGCAGACGCUUGGGAGGCAUGUCAAAUCUGUAUUGUACCACUUGUCAACACGAACCUUGAGUUCACAACAUGGGAAUUUCGGAUAAUGGACUCGAACCUGUUCAAAUGCAAACAUCUGGAGCUCAAUUGUUUGUUUGAAGACAUUCAUGGACGUCAGUUGAAAGAUAGAUCUAUUCCGCGAAUAGACUGCCUACAGUUCCACUGGUUUCUUUGUCUGGCUAUAUCAAAAAGGAAGAAAUCUGAUCAGCAGAGAAUUGAAGCGGAAUUGAUUUAUGGCACGCGAGCUUGGUCGGUAAUAGAUUCGUCGCGUCAAGUGAAAGGAGCAUUGAUCUCACUCCUAAGUAAAGCUGUUGGUCGUGAACUUCCUCUUGGUCUAACGACUUGGAACAACUAUGACAUUAAGCUUUCAGAUUAUGCAGAAAUUGAAGGAUUGAUGUCAAGAAUCUGCGAUGUGCCGGAUGCGACACCGGAAUUAGAAGAAGGGGGGAGCGGGCAUUAG
Molecule: messenger RNA, 1236 nt
Organism: Botrytis sinoallii
Lineage: Eukaryota; Fungi; Ascomycota; Leotiomycetes; Helotiales; Sclerotiniaceae
Exons: 2
Coding region: 1-1236 (411 amino acids)
Source: RefSeq, a predicted model, not a curated record